AUAGUUAGUUGAAAAAAAAAAACAGCCCAGUUGGUUUACCGUAAAAAGAUACAUCGAGAUUUGCAGGCAAUCGACAAAAGGGUCAGCGUUGGCGCGGGGAGUGCGUGGUGAGUUUUGGAGGUAAAAAGCCAACAAUUUUCAACAUGCCUCGUUAUAAAGAAGAUCCGCCAGCGGUUCGCGUCUAUACAGUCUGCGACGAAUCCAGAUAUUUGAUUGUGAGGAACGUUCCCGCGUUGGGAUGUGGCGAUGAUUUGCUGAAACUCUUCGCUAAUUACGGAGACGUUGAAGAAUGUAAACCAAUGGAUGCAGAAGAUUGUGAGCAAUUUACUGAUGUUUAUUGGAUCAAAUUUCGACUCGUUAGCAAUUGCAGGUUUGCGAAGAGAAAAUUGGACGAGUUUGUGUUCUUGGGGAAUCGUUUGCAGGUCUCAUAUGCUCCUCAAUUUGAAAGCCUUGAUGACACCAAAGAUAAGUUAGAAGGCAGAAGGAAAGAAAUCCUUGCAAGAUUGAAUUCUCAAAGAUCUAAAGGGCGUCCGGUUCAUCGCAUGCUCUCUUCCAAUGAGGCUCCAUCACUUCCUGCUUCAUCUCAUCAUAUUCCUAACCAGAUUAAUAAUCGACUGAGGGAUGUUGGGGAUGCAGAGUUCAGGUCUCAAAGUAAUAAUGCUCAAAUAACAAGAGUGUCAUCUGACAAGGACUACUUCCCUUCCCAGUCAAUGAAUCAGACGGUUAAAACGGUUAGGGACAAACUCAAUAAGAUUCAAUCAAGCACUGAACAUUUGCAAGCCGGACCUACACCCAAGAAAACACGAGUGGACAAUAGAAGAAGAAUCUGAUCAACCUUACCUUUAAGAUAUGCUUAUCUACAAGUUAGUUUUUCUAGUUUUUGUUAAAUUCGCUCUAAUGAAAUAGAGAAGGAAUGGAAUGGUAUUCGGAGGGAAUUGAAUAGAGAUAUUAUGCAAUUUGGUUGGGUGGAAUGUAAUAGAUGAGGAAUAGAGUAAUACGUUGUUUGGGUUACAGAA
Messenger RNA from Gossypium arboreum, 1016 nucleotides. RefSeq lists its product as uncharacterized. Gene Ontology annotation, molecular function: nucleic acid binding. The coding region runs from base 144 to 830 and encodes 228 amino acids. The record is from RefSeq and is a predicted model, not a curated record. The transcript has 8 exons. Gene Ontology annotation, cellular component: nucleoplasm. NCBI's taxonomy places the organism in Eukaryota, Viridiplantae, Streptophyta, Magnoliopsida, Malvales, Malvaceae.